Molecule: messenger RNA, 1953 nt
Organism: Adineta steineri
Lineage: Eukaryota; Metazoa; Rotifera; Eurotatoria; Adinetida; Adinetidae
Source: the annotation of a GenBank genome assembly
AUGGGUAAAAAAUAUAUUGAUAAACGAUUGCAAAAUCAGAAUCUUCGCUUCAAACGUUUAAAAAGCACAAAGGUGAUAGAUAAUACUGUACGAACAUCGAUUGAACAUGUAUCAACAACAAUAGAAAAAAAAAUAAGAUUAUCUCGUGCUCAGCUUCUUACUAAAUCAACUGCAACAACACAAACCACUAUUGAAGAUGAAGAUGAAUCUGUAUCAUAUGAUAUUCCAUACACAAAUGUUAAUAUUAUCGUUAGCAUCAACAUGAUAUUAGAUUUAGUUAAUAAAUUUCGUUGUCCUUCAUGUGGUCGUGUUGGGAAAAUGUCUGAGAAAGUUACUCAACGUCGUGGUCUCUUAUACCAUAUCACAUUUUCAUGUAAGUGUUCAUAUGAAACACAUUUUCAAAAUUCAACAGAACUGGUUCAUUCAUCUACUUCACGUAUGGAUGAACUCAAUAUAGAAUCAUUCAAAUAUCACGAUACUUAUUUUCAGAAAUAUUCAAUCGAUAAUCACGCUAUAGACGUUGGUGCAGCAAAGGAAUUCAACAUGGGAAGGGUAUUAUGUGAUACUAGAAUGAAUUCUAUGAUGGCAUGUAUAGCAGCUAAUGUUAUUGGAAUCAAACGAACAGGUAUGACUACAGUUUUAGGUAUGUUGAAUAUUUUACCACCAGUUCAAAUUGAAUACUGGAACAAAUAUCAGAAAUUAUACUCAAAUGCUUUGGAUGUCGUAAAAGAUAAAAGGCUUGACAACGCAGCUACAGAAGCAAGAGAACAAUCAUCUGAAUCUGCUGAUCAACAAGCAAUUACAAAUAUCAAAGUUUCAGUUGAUGGAACAUGGCUCACUCGUCGUGGCCAUUCUAGUUUACAUGGAAUAGCAACUGUUUGCUCAACAUCAGAUCCUCCAAAAGUAUUAGACUUUGAAUGUCUAAGUCGACACUGUACCACGUGUUCUGGCUUAUUAGGAAUUAGAGAACACAAUCCUGAAAUGUAUGAACAACUUGUAGAAGAACAUAUACAGGAUGGUUGUGAAGCAAAUCAUAAAGGUUCAUCAGGUGGAAUGGAGGCUGCAGGGAUUGUAAAAGUAUUUCGUCGAUCAGAAUGCAAAUAUCUUCUACGAUACACAACAUACAUCGGCGACGGUGAUGCUAAUAAUGAACGUGCACUUCGUGAUGCUCAACCAUAUGGAGAUAUUACUAUUAAACGUCUUCAAUGUAUUAAUCAUUUUUCGAAACGAAUGCGCACUGCUCUAGAAACACUCAAGAAACAAUAUAAAGGUAAACAAUUAGGCGAUGGUAAACAAAUUGGAGGUCGAAGUGGACGUUUAACUGAUGAUAAGAUUCAUCAAUUAACUGUUUACUAUGGUUCUGCUAUUAGGUCUCACGUGAAUGAUUUAGAAUCAAUGAAAGCUGCUUGUUGGGCUACAUUCCACCAUUACAAUUCUACACGUGAAAAUCCUAAUCAUGAUUACUGUGACCCUGCAAAGUGUCAUAUAUACAGAUACAAAUCAUUUGAUACUAGUGAACAUACUAUGGCACCUGAUGUAAUGAAAGCAAUUCGACCUGUUUAUGAAAAGAUGUGCUCUGAUGAUACAUUAUCUAAAGUGGUCGAUGGAGGAACAACCAAUCCAAAUGAAUCUUAUCACAGUUGUAUUUGGUCCUUGUGUCCUAAAACACAAUUUCACUCCGCCAGUUAUGUUCAAGCUGCUGCAUCUUUAGCAGCUAUUAUUUACAAUGAUGGUUAUCAACUAUCAAUUAUGGGACUGCUUGAAAAAUGUGGUAUUCAUAGUAGAACUCCUGCAUGUGUUAGGAUGGCCAAGUUACUUGAUGAUGAACGAAUACAAGAACAUAAAGUCAAAACCAAAUCCACGAAACAAAAAGCACGACAACGACGAAUACUAACUGAACAAAGUCUCAAUAAAAACGAAAAAUAUAACUAUGCACGAGGAGGAUUUGACUGA